Messenger RNA from Prinia subflava (tawny-flanked prinia), 849 nucleotides. It is a transcript of the gene CTXND2, whose product is annotated as cortexin domain containing 2. The transcript has a single exon. The coding region runs from base 580 to 753 and encodes 57 amino acids. Lineage: Eukaryota; Metazoa; Chordata; Aves; Passeriformes; Cisticolidae. The record is from RefSeq and is a predicted model, not a curated record.
GCAAGACCCAAAUGGGUAGCUCAGUUCAAUGCCUUUUCCAAGAGUUUUUUCCAGUGUAUUCCAACAUAAGCAAAGAACUACCUUGAAAUCCUCUCACAGGCAAAGCUUUUGGAUUUUGGGGAUGAAUCCUCCUCAAGAACUCCCAAAUCACCCCAAGUCACCAGGAAGAUCCAUGAGGGGACUCAGAGCCUCCUCCUGAUGGGAGAAGGGGGUGCGGGGUGGGAAUUUAAUCCUCUGGGUAGUGUCUGAAAGGUGAUGCCGGCACAUUCCUGCAGAAUUGAUGAAGGCCUGGAGCCAGCAGGGCCGGGACAGAGACCCAGCGCUGGCUGCAGGGAGGUAAGGAAGGAGCAGAGGGGACUCGAGGCCACAUUUUCCCUUUUUUUGAGUCUUUCUGACCCCUCAACCCCAUGAAUCCCCCCCAUUCUGGCCCUCAGGGACGUCAUUGGGAGCUGCGCGCUGGGGGACACGCGCUGGAGGAUCCCUGGAGGCAGCAAGAGACACCUGAGUGGCACCAGGAGCCACGGGAGCCCCACCUGAGGGGCCUCUGGAGCUGCAGAGGAGCCACCUGAGGGUCCCUGUAUGGAGACCCCCACAGCGCUGCCCGCCCUGGACCUGGACAGAGCCGUGGCCACGGCGUUCGUGGUGCUGCUGGGGCUUUUCCUGCUGGCCAUGACCGUGCGCUGCGCCCGCCUCGUGGUGGAUCCCUACAGCGCCAUCCCCACCUCCACCUGGGAGGAGGAGCCCAUCAACUGACCCCAAACCCCGCCGGGACCCCCAAACCCCACCGGGACCCCCAAACCCCCCAGGGUGCUCCAAGGAGCCCCAGCAGAACCCCCCAAACCUCGCCGG